Molecule: messenger RNA, 708 nt
Organism: Zingiber officinale
Lineage: Eukaryota; Viridiplantae; Streptophyta; Magnoliopsida; Zingiberales; Zingiberaceae
Product: soluble inorganic pyrophosphatase-like
Exons: 8
Coding region: 1-708 (235 amino acids)
Biological process (GO): phosphate-containing compound metabolic process
Cellular component (GO): cytoplasm
Molecular function (GO): magnesium ion binding; inorganic diphosphate phosphatase activity
Source: RefSeq, a predicted model, not a curated record
AUGCGUUUCUCCGGAUUCUUUUUCCUCUUCCUUCUCCUGAUUUUCACGAAGCACACCCAUCGGCACGAAAGAAAUACGACUGAAGAAAAGGACAAAAAGAAACUUGCAGCUCCAAGAUUGAAUGAAAGGAUAUUAUCAUCAUCAUUGUCCAGCAGAUCAGUGGCUGCUCAUCCUUGGCAUGAUCUUGAAAUAGGUCCUGAGGCCCCUGCUGUGUUCAAUGUUGUUGUGGUGAUCACAAAAGGAAGUAAAGUGAAAUAUGAACUUGACAAAAAGACGGCUGAUUUUCAGGUGGAUCGCAUCUUGUCCUCUUCAAUGGUAUACCCUCAUAAUCACGGUUUCAUUCCUCGUACACUUUGCGAAGACAAUGAUCCAAUGGAUGUUCUGGUCCUCAUGCAGGAACCAGUUCUUCCUGGAUGCUUUCUACGAGCCCGGGCCAUUGGUCUUAUGCCUAUGAUUGAUCAGGGGGGGAAGGAUGAUAAGAUUAUUGCAGUUUGUGCUGAUGAUCCUGAGUUUCAUGACUUCAAUAACCUUACUGAGUUAUCUCCUCACCGUCUUGCAGAAAUAAGACACUUCUUUGAUGACUACAAAAAGAAUGAGAAUAAAGGGGUUGCUGUCAAUGAAUUCUUACCAGCAGCUACUGCUCGAGAGGCCAUUCAGUAUUCAAUGGAUCUUUAUGCUGAAUACACGCUGCAAACCUUGAGACGGUAA